This is a messenger RNA of Marchantia polymorpha subsp. ruderalis, 4696 nucleotides long. The record is from the annotation of a GenBank genome assembly. NCBI's taxonomy places the organism in Eukaryota, Viridiplantae, Streptophyta, Marchantiopsida, Marchantiales, Marchantiaceae.
UCUGCGGCUGUGCAAAGCCUGGACGUCGUUACCAUGACCACGACCACGACUGAACAGCGUCCUUUACUGGUUCACAGAGUGAGUCGAGGUUUCAAACUUUUCCCGCCCUCCGCGAAGCCUGACGGACACUCUCGCUCGGCAGAACAUUUGCCAUUGCGGAAAUUGUUAACUCGGUUGCACUCUGUGCGAGCUUUGAUUGAUGUCCUACGGAGUUUGGACAGUGAGGGACCGAGCUGCCGCACCCGGUCGACGGAGGGGAAAUUGAUUCUGUCAGAAUUUCCCUGUCCCCGCUUGGACUAGGAUUCUUCUCGACUUGCUAAAUUUUCAGGCAGGAUUUCGGAGCUUUGAUGGGAUCGUGAUCCAGGUGAUCCAGGUCCCUCGGUGCGCCCGCCUUUGCUCUUGGGGCUUUCUCGGAGUGCUCCAGCAGAAAUUUGAGAACUUUCUAUCGCAGGUUGCGGGACGGGAGGUGGUUGUGGCAGUGCUCUGUGUCUAGUGCCGCUGAGUUUCGUCAGCCUUUUGUCCUGCUUUCUUCCCUGAGACUUCUGGCACUGUUGUGGUUGUUUACAAAGUUCCCCUUGGACGAGCAUUCUCAGGGUUUGAAUUCUUCUGAGUGUUGGAUAUUCAUGUAAUGUUUUGGACUUGAGCUUUUACAAUGGCCGUCCCGGACGCUAUGGAGACUCCUCCUUCUACUCCUUCCCUGGCCAGGGGCAAGCCUCGACUAUUUAUCACAGAAAUGGUGAUGGAUAAUUUCAAGUCGUAUGCUGGCGAGCAACGAGUCGGUCCUUUUCACAAGUGUUUUUCCGCAGUAGUCGGUCCGAAUGGAAGUGGCAAAAGUAAUGUCAUAGACGCCAUGCUGUUCGUAUUUGGGAAGCGUGCCAAGCAGAUGCGUUUGAACAAGGUUUCAGAGCUCAUUCACAAUUCAAGCAACCAUCAAAACCUUGACAAAGCUCGAGUUUCAGUGCACUUUCAAGAGAUAAUCGAUCUGGAUGAUGAGACAUAUCAGUCAGUUCCAGGAACUGAUUUCACCAUUACGAGGGUUGCAUUCCGCGAUAAUUCCUCCAAGUACUAUAUCAAUGAACGUGCGAGUACAUUUACUGAAGUCGGGAAAAAAUUACGAGCAAAAGGCGUAGAUCUGGAUAACAAUAGAUUUCUCAUACUGCAGGGCGAGGUUGAGCAAAUAUCUUUGAUGAAACCAAAAGCCCAAAACCCCCACGAUGAAGGAUUCCUUGAAUAUCUCGAAGACAUCAUAGGCUCCAAUGUGUACGUGGAAAAGAUUGAGGAAACACACAAGACGUUGGAAGAGUUGAACGAGAAACGUGUUAGCGUUGUCCAACGGGUGAAGCUCUCAGAAAAGGAGAAGGACGGCCUGCAGGGUGCGAAAGACCAGGCAGAAGAGUACAUGUUGAAGGAGGCGGAGCUUAUGAAGUGGCAACGUAAAGCUGCGGAAAUGGCUAGUGAGGAAGCCAGUGCAGAUUUAGUGAAACUGAAAGAACGUGUUAGUGAACUUGAAGAAAAUCACAAGAAGGAAAGGGAAAAGUUUGAAAUUCACAGCAAAGAGAUGGGUGAAUCAGAAAGUCACCUCAAUCAACAGAUGAAACAACGAGACGAUGCGGAGACUGAUCUGAAAGCAUGCGAAGAAAAGUUUAAGACUUUUGAAAGGCAAGACUUAAAAUAUCGCGAAGAUUUGAAACAUCUGAAGCAGAAGAUCAAGAAAUUGGAAGAGAAGCUUGUCAAGGACUCUGCAAAAAUUGAAGAAGUGGAACGAGAGACCGAAGAGUCGACUACCACUAUCCCGAAGCUAGAGGAAGAGAUUGUUAAGCUGACGCAGAAGCUCGCUGAAGAGGAAAACACACUGGAAGAAAUAAGGGAGAAUUCGAAAGAUGAGGUUGAAAAAUACAGGGUACAACUUGAUGCUGUUCGAGUUGAGCUCGAACCAUGGGAGAAGGACAUUAUUGAGUGCCAAGGUAAAAUUGGCACAGCAAGUUCAGAGAGAAAGCUUUUUAACGAGAAGCACCUGACAAGUAAACAAGCAUAUGAGCGAGCCUGUAACAGUAUACAGGCGAUCAAACAGGCGCUAAUAGACAAAGAGAAAGAAUUGGGCAAUAUGACUUCUGCACUUGAAAAGAAUAGUCUGCUCGUCAUCAGUGGUCGUGAGGAAGAGCAGAGACUGCUGAUAGAAGAAGAAAAGCUUGCCACCCAAGAACAAGGAGUGAGACAACGAGUGAACGAGAUACGCUCAUCCCUAGACUCUGAGAAAAGUCAAGGAGUAGUGUUACAGGCAGUUAUGAAAGCCAAAGAGUUGAGAUCUAUUGACGGGAUUUAUGGAAGACUGGGAGAUCUUGGUGCUAUCGAUGCUAAGUUUGACGUUGCGAUCUCAACUGCUUGUGGAGGACUGGAUUACAUCGUUGUCGAAACGACUAGUGCUGCUCAAGCUUGCGUUGAACUUCUGCGCUCGAAAGGGCUGGGUGUGGCUACAUUCUUGAUACUGGAGAAACAAAAAGAUCUUAUUCAGGCUAUGAAUCAACGAGUACAGACCCCAGAAGGAGUUCCUCGAUUGUUUGAUCUGGUCAAAGUGCGAGAUGAAAACUUGCGUGUUGCAUUUUUUUAUGCACUUGGUAACACAGUUGUGGCAAAAGACCUCGAUCAGGGCACAAGGAUUGCGUAUGGUCCAGAUCGCCAAUAUGCUCGUGUUGUGACCCUGGAUGGGGCGAUGUUUGAGAAAUCUGGUACCAUGUCGGGAGGUGGAGGAAAGCCCAGAGGAGGACGGAUGGGUACCAAGAUCAGGGAUGCUAGCGUUUCAGGAGAGGCAUUACAAGCUGCUGAAUCUGAGCUAACUCGCUUAACAGAGCAGCUAGCUGUUAUUCGGGAACGGUUAGGCGUUGCCGCCUCACAGUACCAAGCAGCAGGCAAGGCAGUGGGAAAGCUGGAGCUGGAAAUUGCCAAGACUCGCAUGGAGGUGGAAGCAAUGACGAUUCAACAAAAGGAGACAUCGGACCAGCUUGGUGCUCUGAAGAUAUCAGCGGAACCAAAGAAAGAGGAGUUAAAAAGAAUUAGAGAACUUGAUGAGAUUGUCGAACGGGAGCAAGCAAAACUAGCUACAAUCGAACAUAACUCAAAAUCACUACGCGAGAAGGCGAAGGAUUUACAAGAGAAACUAGAGUUCGCGGGUGGUGGGAAGAUCCAACAGCAGAAGGCAGUGGUUGAGAAACUUCAAAAGGAUAUCGAUAAGAAAUCGACUGCAAUAAACAAGAAAAAAGUUCAAAUUUCCACAAGCAGUAAGACUAUCAAGACGCUCGAGAAGGCUAUUGAGACGACCAACGUCGAGAAAGCCAAGAGUCUUCAAGAUAAAGAGCAGAAGACAGCGGAGUUUAAAGAGAUAGAGAGUAAAGCCUUUGCACUGCAAGAAGAGUUUUCAAAAAAGCAGGAGGCUUUCAAAAAAAAGUCUGAGGAGCUGGACGUUGUUAAGAAAGCCCACAAAGAGGUUCAAAGGGUCAUAAAUGAUCUUCGAACCGCAGAGGUAGACUUAGUGGCAAAGUUGAGUGAUUUAAAGAGGUCCGCUACUGACAAGGAGAGGAGAACAAAGGAUCUGGCUCGCCGAGUCAAAGAAUUAAGCACGCAGCUCCAGAAACAUGUCGAACAAAUGAGGAAAGAACAAGUUGAGGAAGAAAUGGUGACUUCGGCCCUAGAGCAGCCAGAAGCAUGCAGUCUUCAGCGUGCAAACCAGAACGUUGUAAUACUUGAAGCCCAGCUCAAGGAGAUGACUCCUAGUCUGGAUGCUAUUGCAGAGUACCGACUUAAGGCAGCACAAUAUGAUGAACGCGUACUUGAGCUUAGUGCGGUCACAGAAGAGCGUGAUGAGAUCAAAAGGUUAUAUGACGACCUCCGAAAGAAAAGGCUGGAUGACUUCAUGGCUGGUUUCAAUGCGAUCUCGCUAAAGCUGAAGGAGAUGUAUCAGAUGAUUACAUUAGGAGGAGACGCCGAAUUAGAGUUGGUAGAUUCCCUGGAUCCUUUUGCGGAAGGAGUUGUAUUUAGUGUUCGGCCACCAAAAAAGAGCUGGAAAAAUAUUGCCAAUUUGUCAGGCGGUGAGAAGACUUUGAGUUCUCUUGCUUUGGUUUUCGCCUUACAUCAUUACAAGCCAACACCGCUUUACGUCAUGGACGAGAUUGAUGCUGCGCUGGAUUUCAAAAACGUUUCAAUUGUCGGUCAUUACAUCAAGGACCGUACAAAGAAUGCCCAGUUUAUCAUCAUCAGCUUAAGAAACAAUAUGUUUGAGCUGGCGGACCGCCUCAUAGGCAUCUACAAAACUGACAACUGCACCAAGAGCAUUACCAUCAAUCCCAAGAGCUUUGCAGUUCCAGCUCCAGAGGUAUAGUUAGGAGAACUGCGAUGUACAAAUGUACAAUAUAUCGACCUAUAUAGAUACACAGAGUGGGACUUCUUGAGUUUACACAAUGAUCCAUUCAGGCAAUCAUGGCACCUCCUGAGAGAAAGCUACGCAGAGCUCAACUAUUCUGACUUUCAGUCAUGAAACAAUUCGCUCUCCGUAAUGGUGAUAGGAAAGGAGGUAGUCCUUAGUUGAAGUUGAUAGCUUGUCGAAUGAUCGAUAUGCUUUUUUCUCAUCCACGGCUCGAAAUCGAGUCGCCUCUGUAAAUUAUUUAUUGGAAAAUAGUGUGAGGUUUUCAGCCUCAAUUGCAUC